AUGAAUUUCGUUUCUUUGAAGUGUUUCUUCGCUCCACCCAAACUGUAGCAAAUCUAGAACCGGAGCUAUCGUCGUUCGUCUCUCUAGGUUUUUGAUACUUUCCCAACCCUAGUUUCUAUGGUUUUCUAGUGCGAUUCUCCUCUGUUGCACUUCAAGCAAGGGAUAGGAAGUGCAAAUGGCGGAACUAGGGCAGCAAACGGUUGAUUUUUCGACCCUGGUAGGUCGGGCGGCGGAAGAAUCAUAUACUUCUCUCAAGGAAUUGGUCGAUAAUUCUAAAUCCGCUGAACAAUCUGAUACCGAGAAGAAAAUUAAUCUCCUUAAGUUUCUUGUUAAGACUCAGCAACGAAUGCUCCGACUUAAUGUGCUCGCUAAAUGGUGUCAGCAGGUUCCCUUGAUCCAAUAUUCUCAACAACUUACGUCAACAUUGUCAAACCAUGAUAUGUGUUUCACUCAAACUGCAGACUCACUGUUUUUCAUGCACGAGGGUUUACAACAAGCACGUGCUCCUAUUUAUGAUGUGCCAUCAGCUAUUGAAAUCCUCCUUACAGGAACCUAUCAGCGUUUACCAAAAUGUGUAGAAGAUGUAGGUGUACUGACCACAUUAAAUGAGGAAGAGCAGAAGCCAGUUCUAAAGAAGCUAGAUAUGCUUGUCAGGUCAAAAUUGCUUGAGGUCACACUUCCUAAAGAAAUAUCACAAGUGGACAUUUCUGAUGGUACUGUGCUUCUGCGUGUGGAUGGAGAGUUUAAGGUUUUAGUUACUCUUGGUUAUAGAGGACAUAUGUCUUUGUGGAGGAUAUUACAUUUAGAGUUACUAGUGGGAGAGCGAAGUGGGCCUGUGAAGCUGGAAGAAACAAGAAAGCAUAUCCUAGGAGAUGAUCUAGAGAGGAGGAUGGCGGCUUCUGAUAAUCCAUUUUUGUCAUUAUAUUCUGUUCUUCAUGAGCUUUGUGUUGCAUUAGUCAUGAAUACAGUUAUAAGACAAGUGCAAAUACUCCGGAAAGGCAGGUGGAGAGAUGCUAUCAAAUUUGAGCUUAUAUCUGAUGGUGGCAUGGGACAGGUUGCAACAACAGGUUCCUCACAGAUACAAGAUGUAGAAACUGAUUCGCCUGGUCUACGAACUCCAGGGCUGAAAAUACUGUAUUGGUUAGAUUUUGAUAAUAUAUCUGGAACAACUGACUCAUCUUCAUGCCCAUAUAUAAAGAUUGAACCAGGUUCAGAUAUGCUGAUAAAAUGCCUUCAUAGCACAUUUGUUAUAGAUCCAAUAACUGGAAAAGAAGCAGAAUUCUCCCUUGACCAAAGUUACAUUGACGUAGAGAAAUUGUUGCUGAGUGCUAUAUGCUAUAAUAGAUACACACGUCUACUUGAAGUGUACAAAGAAUUGGUCAAAUGCAGUGCUUCUGGUGAUGUUAUCCUUCAGAUCCACGCUGAUGAAUCUGCUGCUGACUAUAAAAAGGGUGAUGGAAAAUCUAUUGUCAGAGGAACUGAAGGGCAGGAAGUACUUCGUGUUCGUGCCUAUGGCUCAUCAUUUUUCUCCCUCGGGAUAAAUACAAGGAAGGGGCGUUUUCUUCUUCACUCAUCAAGGGAUAUUCUCACAGCUUCAACAAUAUUAGAGUGUGAAGAUGCCUUGAACCAGGGUAGUAUGACUGCUACUCAGGUGUUUUCAAGUUUGAGAAGCAAGAGUAUUCUGCACCUAUUUGCUUGCACAAGCAGAUUCAUAGGCCUCGAGGUCUAUGAAAAUAAUUUAUCUGCAGUGAAGCUGCCAAAAAACAUUUUGAAUGGUCCAAAUGUAUUGCUUAUGGGAUUUCCAGACUGUGGAAGCUCAUAUUUUUUGCUAAUGCAACUUGAUAAUGAUCUCAAACUCAUUUUUAAGUUGCUUGAGGCUAGAUCUGAUCCAUCUGGGAAAGUUCAAUCUCUUGCAGAGCUGAACAAUGUGAAUAGAGUUAAAAUCAUCGAUGUUGCUAACAUUCCAAUGCUUGAGGAUGAACUCAAUCUGAGUUUGCUUGAUUCAGGAAAGUUAAAUUUGCUCUCUCCAUCAGAUAUGGACACCAAUGAGAAUCCUGAACAUGCUCUUCUUUCUAAACUCAGCUUUAAUGACUCAAUGCUUGGCUUGGGGAGCCAAACAUCUAGCUUUUCUUCCGUUGUAGAUGAUGUUUUUGAACUGGAGAAAGGUUCAUCUGUUCAGAGUGUGCAUUUGUCAUUCAACAAAUCUUCUCAUUUUGGCAUGAAUUUUCAAAAUCAGAUGGCAGGAACCUCAUCCCCUAAGUGGGAAGGAGGACCACAAGUGCCACAGAUGAAUAGUGUCCCAAUGGUUUCAAGUGUGUCCCCUCAUUAUGGUGGACCUAUUUAUUCAUUUAGCAAUUCCAAGGGCAUGUUACAGUAUGACUCAGUUGGAUCACCUUCUAAUAUGGGAAGGAACUCAAAUUCGAAGAAGUUGUCAGCUUCAAAGUCUGAUCAGGAUUUGGCUUCUCUUCUAUCACCGCCUUCUGCUGAUUCUCAUUCUGUUAUUGAUGAGGACCGAUUGUCUGCUGGAAAUCUGUCAUCUCGAAUCUUAUCUCCACCAAAACCAACUGGUCCUCGACUUUCUGCUACAAUGACAAGACCCAGUGACCCAAAAAACUUAAUUACAGAGGCUUUAUCCGGGCCAGCUAAACUUCCUUGGCCUAACUCAUGGGCUGAAACGUCCUCUUAUUCUGGAGCUGGUCCUUACUCUGGUACUGGUACUGUUCCCAGACAUGAUAAAUGGUCUGGUAAGCGUACAAUUUCUGAUAUGCUGGGCCGUAUACCAACACUUCAAUGCUUGGAGACCUCUACAGGAUUACAUAAAAGGAGGAAAACCUCUGAAUCAACUCACACUCAGGGUACAUCAGCUCAGGCUCUUGUUUCGUCAGACUUGGCUAGUGUAACUGCAGGUUAUAAUUAUGCAAGUCUUGUUGCUGAAGCGAACAAAGGACAUGCACCAUCUACUGUAUAUGUGUCUGCUCUUCUUCAUGUGGUUAGACACUGCUCACUUUGUAUCAAACAUGCUAGACUAACUAGCCAAAUGAAGGCACUUGAUAUUCCAUUUGUUGAGGAUGUGGGUCUUAGAAUUGCCUCAUCACACAUUUGGUUCCGACUCCCAUUUGCCAAAGGGUAUACAUGGAAGACUGUUUGCUUGCGACUGGGUCAACCUGGAAGCAUGUAUUGGGAUGUCAAAAUCAAUGACCAGCAUUUUAAGGACUUAUGGGAGCUUCAAAAGGGAAGUGUUAGUACUCCAUGGGGAAGUGGUGUGCGCAUUGCAAAUGCAUCUGACGCAGAUUCACACAUACGUUAUGAUUCAGAAGGCGUUGUUCUAAGUUAUCAGUCCGUUGAGGCCAAUAGUAUCAAAAAAUUAGUUGCAGAUAUUCAAAGGCUAUAUAGUGCUAGGACGUUUGCACAUGGAAUGCGGAACCUUCUUGGAGUGAGAUCAGAUGAGAAGAUGGAAGAUUUCACUGCAAAUUCAGAUGGUAAAUCAGUGGCUAAUGCAAAAGGUCCUCCAGAGACUAUCGAUAAACUUUCUGAACAAAUGAGGAGGGCUUUCAGUAUUGAGGCUGUUGGACUUAUGAGUUUGUGGUUUAGUUUUGGUUCUGGUGUCCUUGCCCGGUUUGUUGUUGAGUGGGAAUCUGGUAAAGAUGGAUGCACAAUGCAUGUGUCCCCUGAUCAGUUAUGGCCGCAUACAAAGUUCCUAGAGGAUUUCAUAAAUGGAGCUGAAGUUGCAUCCCUUUUGGAUUGCAUUCGCUUGACUGCUGGACCACUUCAUGCACUUGCUGCAGCUACACGACCUGCACGAGCUGGCCCCACUCCUGGAGUCUCUGGUGCUGCAACUUCAGUCCCCCCUAGUGCUAAACAGAGUGUCUUUCUGCAGCCUCAAGGACAUACACAAAGCAAUGUGACAGCCAAUGCUACUCAAGGUUUAUCUGGCUCUGGAGGGAACCCUGGUUCUUCAACCCCUUCUGGCCCUUCAGGGAAUCAUGGCCUUCACGGUGCUUCUGGUCGUGGUGGGCCUGGUAUUGUUCCUAGCUCACUGUUGCCAAUUGAUGUCUCAGUUGUUCUACGUGGUCCAUAUUGGAUCAGAAUAAUCUACAGGGAGUAUUUUGCAGUCGAUAUGCGCUGUUUUGCUGGAGAUCAGGUUUGGCUUCAACCUGCUACACCCCCUAAAGAGGGACCUUCUGUCGGAGGAUCAUUACCAUGCCCACAGUUUCGACCUUUUAUUAUGGAGCACGUGGCUCAGGAGUUGAAUGGUUUAGAGCCUAAUUUUACAGGUGGUCAACAGAAUCUUGGAAUGUCAAAUAUAAAUAGUCCAAGUAAUGGUACGUCUCCACAAUUGUCAAAUUCUGCUGGGAAUAGAGUGAACCUCCCUCGAGUUGGAGCUCAAGUUAUCAACCGAGUAGGAAAUUCCCUUCCCACAUCAUCAAAUACGUCGAUGGGAAACUCAGGCCUGCCUUUACGUAGAGCACCUGCUGCAGGUGUUCCGGCUCAUGUUAGAGGGGAGCUGAAUACAGCAAUUAUAGGACUUGGAGACGAUGGAGGUUAUGGUGGUGGAUGGGUUCCCAUUGUUGCUCUGAAGAAGGUUCUUAGAGGGAUUUUAAAAUAUCUUGGAGUUCUAUGGUUGUUUGCGCAAUUACCUGACCUUUUGAGAGAGAUUUUGGGGUCAAUCCUUAAAGAUAGUGAAGGAACACUCUUAAACUUAGACCAUGAGCAGCCAGCUCUGCGGUUCUUUGUGGGUGGAUAUGUGUUUGCUGUAAGUGUCCACAGAGUACAACUUCUGCUGCAAGUCCUUAGUGUAAAACGCUUUCAUCAAUCCCAGCAGCAGAAUCCAGCCACUUCUCAAGAGGAGCUAACUCAAUCAGAAAUAAGCGAGAUUUGUGAAUUUUUUAGCCGACGUGUUGCUUCAGAGCCCUACGAUGCUUCGCGUGUAGCAUCCUUUGUAACUCUCUUAACUUUGCCGAUUUCAGUUUUAAGAGAAUUUCUAAAGCUUAUUUCUUGGAAAAAGGGAUUAGCUCAAGCUCAAGGAGGAGAUACUGCACCCUCACAAAAACCUCGUAUUGAACUCUGCCUUGAGAAUCACGCAGGCUUUAAUCCCGAUGGAAGUUCUGAUAAUUCAUCUGUGACGAAAAGUAACAUUCAUUAUGAUAGGCCCCGCAAUUCGGUUGAUUUUGGUCUCACUGUGGUUCUUGAUCCUGCACAUAUACCUCACAUAAAUGCUGCAGGGGGUGCUGCUUGGUUGCCUUAUUGUGUUUCAGUUCGGUUAAGAUAUUCCUUUGGUGACAAUCCUUCCGUUUCUUUUAUUGGGAUGGAAGGAAGUCAUGGUGGACGUGCUUGCUGGCUAAGAAUCGAUGAUUGGGAGAAAUCUAAACAGAGGGUAGCUAGAACUAUUGAAGUGAAUGGAUCUGCUGGUGAUGUUACUCAAGGUAGGUUGAGAAUAAUUGCAGAUAGUGUUCAGAGAACCUUGCAUAUAUGCCUCCAAGGAUUAAGGGAUGGCAGUGGUGGAGUCGUCACUGCUAGUGCUGCUGGCCCUAUAUCACACUGACAGGAUAAACCCUAGUGCGAUUGCGUUUGGAAGCAUUUUUUGGGAGGACAAGGAAAUUGUCUGCUAAAUGUGAUUGGAGAAAGAAAAUAGAGGAUAAAAACAUGUUCAUAACAACAGCAGCUGCUACUACAACAGAUCUAGAAGAAUUUAAUGUUGUUUUUUUUUACCUCAUUCUUCUCCUCACUACAGCUUGUAGAAAUGGUUGGCUUACUCUAAGUAGUAGUGUGUACACCAUUUUCUUUAUUAUCCUAGUUUUAGUCAUCUCAAUUAAUUUUUGAUUUUAAGUCUAAUAUAGUGAAGAAAGGAUGGACAGGUAAAAUGUACAGAAGAUAGGUUUUGGCUUGAUUGUGAUCAAAUGUGUUUUUUUUAAAAACUAAUCCAUGGGAGGACAUUUUCUUUAAUUUGAGGACUUUGUUUCUACUA
Molecule: messenger RNA, 5965 nt
Organism: Impatiens glandulifera
Lineage: Eukaryota; Viridiplantae; Streptophyta; Magnoliopsida; Ericales; Balsaminaceae
Product: mediator of RNA polymerase II transcription subunit 14
Exons: 9
Coding region: 176-5542 (1788 amino acids)
Biological process (GO): regulation of transcription by RNA polymerase II
Cellular component (GO): mediator complex; core mediator complex
Molecular function (GO): transcription coregulator activity
Source: RefSeq, a predicted model, not a curated record